CAAACCGGGGUAGUUACCACUGCAUUAGUGUUCCUGUACACUGAAAUGUUGCAUUCCCGCGGCCUUUCCAGACCUGCAAAACCUAUUGAGCCUAAGCAAUCGCUAUCGAUAUUCUAAAAUUCUCUCUUAUGUACCCAGUUAACUAACUAGGAUGGGAAUAGUGUAGGGGGCAGUGGGGACUCGUCUUCGAGUCCCCGGACCCUCGAGCCCUGCCUCGAGACCGUUCGCUGUCUUUAACAAGUUCAGCAUUUAGGAUGGACCCAUUUAAGCCUCCACGGAAGGGUCCCGCCAAGCGCGGGAACCUGGCUAUGGGAGUUGGGCAUAUACCAGCCCCACCGACAGCUUACAAGCAGCCAGGGCCUCCGCAGGCGGGCCGCAAACCGCAGGGCCUUCUUCAGACCAUUAAUAAGCUGGAGCAGGAAUCAGAGGACCGGGCGUUCCAGCUUAUUCACUUAAGGACCUUGGUGCUCAAGCUGGAGAAGGAGAAGGAGGACGCAGCAACCGUGUGCCAGGAUCUAAAGCGGGAAAAUGCAGAGCUGCAGCAGGAGCUGUCAAAAACAAACACCGAGUUCCAGCGCCUCAAGCGUGAGCACAACGAGCUGCGCUGUCGGCAAUGGCUUGACAACGCGCAGGGACUCAGCCACGUGCGCGCGGCAGCAGCCGAGGCAGCGGCAGCUGCCGCCGCUGCCGCCAGCACACCGCUGGGGCACCCCGUCUUCAGCACCACCGCUGCAGCAUCCACUCACGGCCGCAGCGUCGCAGCCGGAGAGCUAGGCGGCCUGAACAACACCAGCGGGACCGACAUGGUGCUCACAACCACCGCGGAUGACCCGGGCCCUUCCUCCCCUCGGAGCGACACGCUGGGUGCAACACCGCCCAACGGCCCGGUAGCUGAGCCCACGCCGGCGCUAACCAACCUGCUCGUCGCCCAAGCGCUGUGCGCGAUCGAGGAGUCGCAGGAUGAGGAGGGCGCAGCGGCGCCCUCUGAGGCAGCAGUCCCGGUGCUGGUGCCUUCCCUAACGCCGCGCAGUAAAUCCAUGGCGGCUUCCGUUUCAGUAGCCAUGCCGUCCGACGGCGGUGGCGGUAGCGGCGGCGACGGCGCAGCGGCCCUGGCGCGGACGAGCAACAGCACCGGCAGCGCUGCAGCUGUGGUUGCUGCCGCAGCCGCGGUGGCGCGCUGCAGCUCCGCUAAGACCCACACCUCCUCGCAUACGCCCCCCACGGGCAGCGGAGGCGGCGGGAUCCCCGCGCCCACCGGCCCGCCGGUAGCAACCCCACCCAUGUCUCCCGCUGUGGUUGCACGCGCGGGCUCCGUGGUAGCGCAUGGCCCCUCUUCGGCCGCAGGGGCAGCCCCGUCCGCAGCAGCAGCAGCGGCCACGUCAACCGCUGCGGCCGCUGCCGGAGCAGCGACGGUGCCGGUCGGUGGGCUGCCUUCGCAGCAGUUUCACCAGCAGAAGGCGGCAGCGGCAGCACAGGCGCUGCUUCAGGAGGAAGUACGGCUGCUUUCCGUACAGCUUUCUGACUUUAAGGAGCGUGUGAUGUAUCUGCAGCAGGAGCUUGCGGAGGAAAAGGGCAAGCAUGACACCAGCAUUGCCGCCAAGCGGGAGGUUGAGAGGCGGUUGGCGGAGCUGGCGGCGGCGGUUAGCGGCGGCGGCGGAGGUGACGGCGGCCAUGGCGGCGGCGGCGGCAGCCGUCAGGGCUGGCGGAACAGCAGCGGCGGUGCGGGACGGGAGGAGCGGACGGGAUCCCGGGAGAUGGCGCGUGCGGUGAGCCACCACAUCCACAGCCCCGUGCGUGGCGCUGGCGGCGGCGGAGGAGGCGGCGGGGGUGACGGCGGCGGAGGCGGAGGCGACGUGGGCACUCCGCUGCGUGAUCGUGAGCGCGAGCGCGAGCAGCGUGGUGCGGCUGGAGGUGGAGGCGGUGCGUUGAGUGCGGCGACGGAGCAGCACUUGGUCACGUUGCAGGACCUGGCCACAAAGCUGAGGGAGGAGAAGGAGCAAGCGGUGGCGGCGAAACAGAAGGAGGCGGAGGGAAUAAAACAACAGUUGGUUGCGGCAAACAAGGAGGUGGAGUCUCUGAAGCAGCAGCUCGGGGAGGCCCAGCGGGUGAUUGUGGAGAAGCUGUCCAGGGCGCCCUCGGCUGAUGACAUGGCGGAACUGAAGUCGCACAUCGACAAACUCAAGCGCCAGCUGCACAGCAAGAACAAGCACGUGGAGGAGGCGAAUGCGCGCGUGGCGGCCCUCAUGAAGGAGCUGGCCAUGCGCGACGUAGCAGCGGCGGCGGCAGCAGCGGCAGCGGCAGCCGCCGCCUCCGAGGCAGCCAGCGCCGAGCCCAGCGGCGGCGCCGUCAGCAGCAUGGCGGAACCGUCAACGGCGGCGCCGCCGGGUGGGGAGUUGCAGCAGCGGGCGGAGGCGGCGGAGGAGCGCGCGGCUGCGGCGGAGGCUCAGGCGGAGGAGUUGCGGAAACGAGUUGCCGUAGUGGAGGCGACGUUGGCGGAGGCAUCUGGCGCGGUGGGUGAAGCGUCCGGGGUGACGUCGCCUGUGGCGGUGGCAACGGUUGCGGCAGAAGGCGGCGGCGGCGGUAGCAUUAAUGCUACGGCGCAAAGCAGUGCUGCUGCAGCUGAGCCGCAGGGUGCGCUGAAGCCUGACCCUGAUGCCGCAGCUGCCGUCGCCGCUGCAGAGAAAGCGGCCAGUGACGCCGCCGCCGCCGCUGCGGCCGCCGCAGCCAUCGCCGCGAAGCUGGCGGAGGCGGAGGCGCGUGUACGGGAGCUCGAGGCGCUGGCGGAGGCGACGGCGGCGGAGCGGCAGGCCGCCGCUCGUGCUGCGGAGCAGGCCCAAAGCGCCAGCGACGCCAAGGAAGCGGAGCAUGCAGCCGCGCUGUCAGAGCUCCAGGGGCGUUGCAGUGCACUGGGGGAGCAGGUCGAGCAGGCGACGGCACGGGCAGCGGCGGAGGAGGCGCGGGCUAAUGAAGCCCGCUCCAGGGUUUCCGAGCUGGAAUCAGAACUCGCGGCGCAACGUGCGGGGUCCGAGGCCAAAGCGGCGGAGCUGCAGCGGCAGCUGGAAGCGGGUCGCCGAGAGGUGGCGGCGGCGUCGGCGGCACUUGCGGAUGCUCAGGCGUCGCUGGCGGCGGCGACUCAGGAGCUCAACCGUCGGAGUCGGGAAUUGGAGGAAACGCGUGGUGAGUUCGCAGCGCUGACGGCAGAGCUAGCGGAGGUACGGGAGGGUGCAGCCGCGGCGGCGACUCGGGCGGCGGCGGAGCUAGCGGAAGCACGAGCCUCUGCGGAAGUGGAGGCGGAGGCUGCGGCGGCCGCACGUGCUGCCACUGCGGAGGCUGCGGCGGAGGCGGCUCGGCUGGGCGGCGAGUUGGAUGUUUCUCGUGGGGAAUGCGGGGAGCUGCGGGGUCGGCUGGAGGCGGCGGCGACGAGGGCGGCGGAGCUGCAGACGCGUGUGGCGGCGGUGGAGGCAUCGUGUGAGGCGCAGGUGGCGGCGCUGGCUCAGCACGACACCGCGAUAGCGGAGCUGCAUGGGCGCAUGCGGGAGUUGACGGAGCGGUUGGAGGGGGUAACGGCGGAGCGGGAUGCCGCGGCGGGGGAGGCGGCGGUGGCGCGUGAGCUGGUGGGGCGGCGGGAGGGCGAGCUGGCGGCGGCGAGGAGGGAGGCGGAGGGGCUGAGAGGCGAGCUGGAGGCGAGGAGCGCGGAGUUGGCGGAUACGGCAUCCCAGCUGGCCUCCUCCCUAGAGCAGCUGGCGGCCGCCGCGCCCUCCCUGGCCUCCCUGCGCUCCUCACUCGACCAAUCCCAGGCGCGAGUGGAGGAGCUCAGUGCGCAGCUGGCGGCAGCAACGACCCGCGGGUCAGAACUGGCCUCCGAGCUGGCGGCGGCGACGACCCGUGGGUCGGAGCUUGCAGGCCGGCUGGGUACCGCGGAGGGGCGGCUGGCGCAGCUCAGUGACGCGCUGGCGGAUAGAGACCAGGAGGUCGCCAGCCUGCGCUCCUCGCUAUCCUCCCAGGAGUCCAGCCUGGCCGACCUGGCCGCGCGCAACAGCCGCAUGCAGGCGCUGAUCAAGGAGAUGGCGGGGCAGAUGGAGGUGCUGCAGGGCAGUCUGGCCAAGCAGACGGGGCUGGUGGGCAAGCUGGAGGCGGCGCUGCGGGCGGCGGGCAUGCAGACGGCGGAGAUCGAGGAGCUGCACAGGAGCCAGUCGCUGGCUUACAAGGAGCGCAUCGAGGACACCCAGCGCCAGCUCAGCACCACCCGGCUCAAGCUGACGGAGCUGAGCAAGGAGGUCAACCGCAUGACCGCCAACACCAACGGAGGAGCCUCCCCGGGCGCCAUGCUGGCCUCCUCCCGGGGCGAGCUGGCGGGACUGUUCAGGAAGGCCAAACACGUGGCACUGGCCUUCCGCCUCAGCUUGCCCACCAUCCUUUCCAAGCAGCUUCGAACCGACGGCGCCAACGUUACCGAACUCCAACUCUUUCAGCUACUCCACGCUGUGCUAGCAGCGCUCGAAGCCAGCGGCGGCGUCGCGACCUCCAACAACUCCUCCACCUCCUCAUCCUCACCGCCACCCCCACCGCUAACACAGACACCCUCCCAGUCGCUCUCUCCCACGCCAGUACCGCUGCCCCCGCCGCCGCUGGUCGCCUCCCACGCCGCUGUCGCCGCCGCCAGCCAUCCCGUCCUGGCGGCGCCUCCGGCGACCACCCCCAGCGGUGCUCGUCCCAACAGCAACAGCGCUGCGCCCUCGCCGCUGCCCCCCCACUACGACGUGCGCGCAGCCCUGGCAGGGCACUCGCAGGUCUCCUCCCCUGUGGGCUCCCCCGCAGAGAACCCAUCGCUACACCGCUCCAUUAGCGUCGUCAGCCCCAGCGGAGCUGGCGGCGGCGGCGGCAGCAGCGGUGGCGGAGGAGUCAGCGCCAGCGGCGGCCCCAAGUCGCCCACCAAGUGCAGCAGCGUUCCGAUUCUGGUGGGAAUGAUUGGACCCAAUGUCGCAGCGUACCUGCCAGCGGCCAUGGCGGCGGUGGCGGCGGCGGCGACCUCCGGCGGCAGCCCUCCGACCGCCAGCGGGACUACCGCCGGGGCCACCUCCUCAGGGGCUUCCGCGGUGGAUCAGGUGACGUCACCCGCAACCGCCACCGCGGCACCCUCCUUCCGCAGCCAAAGGAGGAGUAACGGCGGCGGCGGCGGCGGCUCCGUCGUCAGCAGCGGCGGCGCAGGUUUCCAGAGCAUCCUAACGGACUACCAUGAAAGCACCGCCGCCGCAGCAGCGCAAGCCGCCGGCGGCGGCGUUGGCGGCGGCAGCAGCGUCAGCGUGCCUGGCGGCGGCGGCAUCGGCGGCAUCGGCGGCCGCGGCGGCAGCGCUGGUCGUACUCGCAACCUCACGGAUACGGGCUCCCUGGUGGCGAACCAUGACCACAGCCGGCCGCCCAGCAUGUCGGGCAGUGUGCUAGAGGACGUGGUACGGGAGGUUUCACAUGACUUGUACGACAGCAUAGAAUCCCUACCUGGCGUGCAUGCCAUUCCGGGCCACAUCCAGCGCGCCGCCGCCACAGCAGCGGCCGGCGGUAGCGGUGCUGCUGCCGCCACAGGCAGUGGGAUACCCCGGAGUCGCCCGGCUAGCAACACCAGCCGGCCCGGCAGCGGGCGACAACCGGAACCGAACCCGGGGUUACGGCCGAGCAGCAGCCGACGACACUCGGAUUCAGGAGCUUUGCUGGCGGCGGUGGCGGCAGCAGGGGGCGGCGGCAGUGGCGUGCUGUCGGGGAUACCGCCGGUUCCGCCAAAGCUGCCUCCGCUGUCGUCACGACCCGGCACUGCAACCGAAUUGUAGUGGGGAUUCCAACGUGUAUUGGGUGGGCGGCGGCGAAUCCAGAUGUGGGGGAGUCUUACAGCAGCUUCGCUUUUAACGAGGCCGCCCGGCCAUUACCUGCUGCAGCCAGCAGAUGUAUCACGUGAAGGGACUUCCGUCGUGGGGUUGUCAAACACAAACGCCUGCCUUGGGACGAUUUUGGCAGUCGUCGGUAAAGGGUUGCAUCCAGCUGUGGACGCCUUGUCGUGUGCCGUAAUGGCGCUUUUAGAUGCCCGCAUGAGGGCGGUUUGCGGUUAUGGCCCGGUGGUGGUACUGUUAGUGCUUUUAUGCAUGUGCGUUGGGCACGUGAGCUGUGCAUAUUGCCGCGGGGGCAUCGCAUGUACUGCAAAGAUGAUUAUGUGUGGGGUUAUGGGGCAGGCGGAGUCGGUGCUUUUGUGCGGCGCCGCUUCGUGCCCGUGUGUAGGGCUUCUUUUUGCUGGCGUUUGGGAUUGAUUGUCUGGUGGCUCAGGACCAGCCUCAGGUGUACGGUACUAGGAAUGCUACCGAAUUAUUGUUGUGGGUUUUCUGACUUGCUGAAUGGGAUUUAUGCUGUACAUAUUGCUAAUGGAAAUUAGCUUUUACAGGCUCGUGAGCGCAAAGGUAGUAUAGAUACGGCGGAAAGGCAACACAUAGGCAACAGGCCAUGCAUGGGCUUCACACUUUCACGGACAGGGUUUGUUGGCUGUUGCAGCUGCUGCAGUGCGCUGCCAAUAGCGUGAGGAGCGAGUCUGCUGCAGUAUUCAGCGCAGACGGCUCAAUGCUGACCUGACCUGGGGUGCUACCCAUCCGUCGCGGCACCGACUGCUACCAGCAACAGUACGGCCUACUCAGCACACAACUCAUGGGUCAUGGCAACACCGAUAGUUACCAUGUCGUUACCGGUGUAUUUCGUCUACGGUGUGGCUGAACGCAUCACACAAAUGUAAGAAGCUAUCGCGCAUGCCGUCAUGGAUGUUACCGAGAAACCGAGGAACUUGGAAUCCUCAGGCAGUCUGGACGCUGG
This is a messenger RNA of Astrephomene gubernaculifera, 6843 nucleotides long. The record is from the annotation of a GenBank genome assembly. Lineage: Eukaryota; Viridiplantae; Chlorophyta; Chlorophyceae; Chlamydomonadales; Astrephomenaceae.